CAGAAGCAGGAUCCAUUGUUCCCUAUUCUGCUGUGCCACAAGUCAGAGUGAAAGAAGAAGACUUCAAACCAAGCAACAGCCUUCUCUAAUUGCAGCGAGUGUGCAUUGGGGAAGAUCCACCAAGGAUAAUCUCUGCAGUGGUUUAUUCUGAAAUCAUUAGCGACGACUUGCUCUGGCAGUAAGUGGUGUCUAGCCGUGUCAUGGGGACACUGGUGAUCUUCAGAGGGCAGUCCAUCUGGGGGUUAGCGCUGCUCUCUAUCUCCAUCGGGAUACUGGACGCAAAGACAGCUGUGGAGAGGAAAGCUCUUUAUAUCUGGCAAACAGGUCCAUGGGGUCGAUGCAUGGGGAGUGAGUGUGGCCCUGGAGGGAGCCAAAGCAGGGCAGUGUGGUGCGCACACUCUGAAGGAUGGACAACUCUGCACACCAACUGUGACCAAACGUCGAGGCCAGACAACCAGCAGAGCUGCUUCAGAGUGUGUGACUGGCACAAAGACCUAUAUGACUGGCACUUGGGUGCCUGGAACCAAUGUGUUCCUGUGUCCAUGCAAAUUGAGUUGCAAAAAGAAUUGCAGCCCUCAACCCAGUGCACUGGAGGUGUGGAAGGUAUCCAAACUAGAGAGGUGGGCUGUGUCCAGAGAACAAAUGGACAAUCUGCAGAGGAUGAAAUCUGUGAAUACUUUGAGCCUAAACCUCGUCUAGAGCAGGCCUGUCUCAUACCCUGUCCACAGGACUGUGUGGUGUCCCUGUUCAGUCCAUGGAAUUCUUGCUCUAAAACCUGUGGUAUUGGCCUGCAGAAUCGAAUACGCUUCGUUUUAACCCCACCACUUUUUGGUGGUACUGCAUGUCCAAAUCUGACUGAGUUCCGAACUUGCCAACCAGGACCGUGUGAGGAAGUUGAGAAUCACUAUAGCCUCAAAGUUGGACCUUGGGGCCCAUGCUCUCUGCCACAGCAGCGGAAAGCCAGACAAGCAGACAAACCUGUUACUGAGAAUGACAAAUUGUUGGUCAGUAAGAAACCUUCACAAGAGGAGGACAAGUUGAUUACAGAAGAAGAAGAAUUGUCAAAAUGGGCUAAAAUACCCAUGAAAGUCAGUAAAAAACUAUUGAAGAGAGGAAAAAAAGAGAACAGAAAAGCAGAAAAGCCUGCAAGACCAAAUCAAAAUAUGGGCAGAGAAGGUAAAAAGUCAGUCAGGCCAAUGCAAGAUGAAGACCAUUCAAAACAGAAAAGAGCUAAGAAUGUGGAUAAAUGGGUAACAACAAAGACUAAAGAACGUAUGAGGAUGACUAAGAAGACAAAGAAAGUUAAUUUGGAGAAACCGGAGAUCCUCAAGAAAAACCGAACAACCAACCGCCUAAACCGCAUAGGGGGAAAGUCCUGGGAACUGCAAGUUGGAUACCAGACUAGGGAAGUGUCCUGUGUGCACAAGAAUGGAAAUGUAGAAGCUCUCAGCCGGUGCAUCGAAGAUCUCCUGCCAUCGACUGUACAGGCCUGUGUCAUGACCAAAAACUGUGAAGUCACUCAGUGGUCAGAAUGGUCAGCUUGUUCGAAGGAGUGCUAUGAUCCCAGUGGGCCCAAAGGGGAACGGUAUCGUACUCGCAAAGUGAGGCAGUACCCCAUCGGAGGAGGAGCAGAAUGUCCAGUACUGGAAGAGAAGGUGUCCUGCAACCCUGAAGCGGACUCAGUGUCUCCUUGCAUUGUUUACAGCUGGAAAACCACUGAGUGGACAGAGUGCAGAGUGGACAUACUGUUGAGCCAGCAGGAUCGUCGCCGUGGAAACCAGACUGGUUUGUGUGGAGGUGGAAUUCAAACACGGGAGAUAUUCUGUGUCCAGACCAUUGUGGACUUAUCAUCCAUCUUCAGAACUCAACAUAGUAAAGAAGAUUUGCGUCCAGUUGACAGUGGUCUCUGCCUGGGAAUCCCACCAAACACCACACAGCUUUGCCAUAUCAGCUGUCCAAUUGAUUGUGAAGUGUCUUCCUGGAGUGCAUGGGGUCAAUGCACUUUUGACAAUUGUCAGGACCAGACAGUCAAAAAAGGAUUUAAACUACGGAGUAGAAAGAUCAUGAAUGAGCCAACAGGAGGCACAGGGAACUGCCCCCACCUGGUGGAGGCUAUACCUUGCGAAGACCCUAGCUGCUAUAACUGGCUGGUGGUGAAGCUGGAAAAGUGUGUUGCUGACAACAAAAUGAAAUGUGGUCCUGGAACACAGAUUCCUCAAGUGCAGUGUAUCAAUUAUGAUGGGGUCAGUGUGGAGCAUCAACUCUGUCAGGAUGCUAUUCUACCAAUGCCUUCUCUUUGUGAAGUUCCAUGCCCAAAGGAUUGUGCCCUUAGCACCUGGACUGCCUGGUCUUUGUGCUCUCACACGUGCACUGGAAAGAACACUGAGGGCAAGCAGAGCAGGCACCGGUCCAUCUUGGCCUACAAUGCCGGAGACGGAGGCAUCCAGUGUCCCAACGUCAGCUCCCUGCAGGAGGUGCGCAGUUGCAAUGAGCACCCAUGCACUGUGUACCACUGGCAGACAGGUGCAUGGGGACAGUGCAUCGAAGACACGUCCAUACCCACCACUAACUCCACACUAGGUCGGACACGAGGGGAUGAAUUCUCCUGCUCAGUGGGGAUGCAAACCCGCAAAGUGAUCUGCACACGGGUCAACGUGGGUCAAGUUCCACCCAAAAAGUGUCCAGAAACUGUGCGUCCAGACUCGGUCAGGCCUUGUUUAUUGCCUUGCAAGAGAGACUGUGUGGUCACUCCUUACAGUGAAUGGAGCCCGUGCCCAGCUACAUGUGAACCAGGAUGGAACAAGAAGAAGAGGCAAUACAGAAAACGUGUCAUUUUGCAGCUGCCGGCAAAUGGGGGACAGGACUGCCCUGAUGUUUUGACCCAAGAGCGAGAAUGUGAUGCAACAUCUGUCUGCAAGGGUUAUAGAUGGAAAAUUCAUAAAUGGAGGCGGUGCCAGCUGGUGCCAUGGUCAGUUCGUCAGGACAGUCCUGGAGCUCAGGAAACAUGUGGCUCAGGUCUGCAAAUUCGAGCUGUUUCCUGUCGUAAGCAGGAGGGUGGGCCAGCAGACAUUGAGGCAUGUCUUAAGUCUGCCAUCUCGAUGCCUCCACUCACGCAGCUCUGCCAGGUCCCCUGUCAGGAAGCAUGUCAGCUCAGCAGCUGGUCAAAGUUUUCUUCCUGCACAGCUAACUGCAUUGGUGUCCGGACUCGCAAGAGGAUCCUCAUUGGAAAGAGCAAAAAGCGGGAGCAGUGCAAAAACAACCAGAUUUACCCACUCACUGAGACUCAGUAUUGCCCCUGCAACAAAUACAACGCCCGGCCAGUGGGUAACUGGUCAGAUUGUAUCUUGUCAGAGGGAGGACGGCUUGAAAGUCAAUUGGGCAUGAAGGUCCUGGGUGACAUCAGGGAGUGUGGUCAAGGGUACCGCUACCAAGCAACGGUGUGCUAUGAUCAGGACAACCGUAUUGUUGAGACUUCCCGCUGCAACAGUCAUGGUUACAUUGAGGAGGCCUGCAUAAUUCCUUGUCCCUCGGACUGCAAGCUAAGCGAGUGGUCCAACUGGUCGCGCUGUAGCAAGUCCUGUGGUGGUGGGGUAAAAGUUCGUUCUAAGUGGCUCAGAGAAAAACCAUAUAAUGGAGGAAGACCCUGUCCAAAAUUGGACCAUGUCAAUCAGGCUCAAGUGUAUGAAGUGGUGCCCUGUCACAGUGACUGUGGCCAGUAUGUAUGGGUGGCUGAACAGUGGAGUGUCUGGAAGGUCAGCAAUGUUAACCUACAGAAAAACUGUGGAGAGGGUGUCCAGACAAGAAAAGUCCGGUGUAUGCUGAAUACUGUUGAUGGGCCCAUGGAGCAAGUGGAAGACUACUUGUGUGAUCCAGAGGAGAUGCCACUCGGGUCCAGGAAUAGCAGACUGCCCUGCCCAGAGGACUGUGUGCUGUCAGAGUGGGGACCCUGGAACCCAUGUCCUCUGCCAUGCGGUGGGAACCACACUCGGGUCAGAAAUGCCACUCCACUUCGUCAGCCGGGUCAGAAUAGCGUUUGCCCUCCAAACCAAGAGACGGAGACAUGCACACUGAACACCAAUUGUUUCCACUUUUCCUACAACAUAACUGAUUGGAGCACCUGUCAGCUCAGCAACAGAGCUGUGUGCGGAAGUGGCAUCAAGACACGAAUGCUGGACUGUGUUCGCAGUGAUGGCAAAUCAGUCGACCUCAACAUCUGCAAAGAGCUGGGCCUAGAGAGUAAGUGGCAGAUGAAUGCUUCCUGUGUAAUUGAGUGUCCACUGAACUGCCUACUGUCCAGCUGGUCAUCUUGGUCCGAAUGCACACACACAUGUGGUCUUCAAGGGAAGCUGUGGAGAAGGAGGGUCGUAAUCCAGGCUCCCCAGGGUGACGGCAGGCCCUGUCCUUCUCAGGUGGAGCAGUGGAAGCCAUGUGUGGUAAAACCCUGCUACAGCUGGAGAUACAGCGACUGGUCUCAGUGCAGGUCUGAGGGUGCCAGGUGUGGGGAUGGCAUGCGCUUCCGAAGUGUGUCCUGCUAUGUAUCAGAUGGUAAAAACCUGAAGGACAGCCGCCUGGUUGAUGAUGACCUGUGUGCAGAUCUGGAGCCUACAGUAGAGAAAGACACCCCCAUCAUAAUUGAGGAGCCGUGCACCAAGCCUUGCCCGGGCGAGUGCUACCUGACAGACUGGACAGCAUGGAGUCAGUGUCAGCUCAGCUGUGCUGGUGGUGACGAUCAAGGCUUUGGAUCAGUCCAGGUCAGAUCUCGGGCUGUUGUGGCACAAGACCCAGAAAAUCUACUGCAAUGCCCAGAGCAGGAGCUGGAUGUCCGACCAUGCACAGAUGGCCAGUGUUUAGAGUACAAGUGGAGAACUGGACCAUGGCAGGGAUCGUCACGUGAAGUCUGGUGCGAACGCUCUGAUGGACUCAAUGUUACAGGCGGCUGCCAUGGUGCAGCUGAGCCACUGGUGGACCGAUCAUGUGAUCCAAUCUGCAGCAAGCCACGAUCAGUCUGCACAGAGUCCGGUGUAUGUGGUUGUGAAGAUGGCUACACAGAGGUCAUGACCUCUGACGGUGAGUUGGAUGAGUGCACGCUCAUCCCAGUACUGGAGAUUCCAACUGCAGGAUACCCUAAAGCAGAUGUGAAGACCAUUAGAGCCUUGAACCCCCCUGAGGCUGAAUCGAGCUCACCAGGAAGGGCAGGACGAACAUGGUUCCUGCAGCCAUUUGGUCCAGAUGGGAAGAUGAAGACCUGGGUAUACGGCGUAGCAACAGGAGCCCUGGUCCUCUUGGUUUUCAUCAUCUCAAUGACCUACGUAGCAUGCAAGAAACCAAAGAAACCAAAGCGCCGGCAGAUGACCAACAGACUGAAACCAAUAACCCUUGACUAUGAUGGAGAUGCCGACAUGUAGAUGUCAUCCAUCUUUGUACUUCAUCUGUCCAAAUGCUAUGGGGUCACCAACAUAGCUCCCAUAAAAAGAGAAACCUCAUGAACGGCCUUUGAAUUCCUACCUUUGAUGAGAUGUACUUUGUUCAUUUCAAUUGUCUUCAUUUUUUUAUGCUUCUGGAAGUUUGCAUUAUCUUCUUCAUUUCUUCCUGCAAAGAUGCAGGGCACCUCAUACUAAACACACUUGGACCAAGUCAAAAAGGGACAUGUAUGAAAAAAGUUGCCUCUUUCCCACCGUUUUAUUUAUUAUUUAUUUUUUUAUUUCGGGCAUCAUCUUGCACUAUAUUAGUGCUGCAUGACCGUAUUUUGUGUCUUUGCCAUAGGAAGUGCCACUCAAUACAAUAUGGCAAACAAGAUGACUUUUCUAAUGUACAGUCCUAAAUUCUUUUGGAUAUCUGAAGACUUUUUUACUUUUGUAAAUCACUGAUUGACAAAAAUGUUGAAAUAACUCUGUAACUCUGCUCAACACAUUAAAUUCAAUUUCAAUUCAAUUUGUAUAUUUUGGAAAAGCUUUGACAUGUUUUCUGAUUUUAGUUUAUAGCUGAAAAGUGAGAUGAUAGAGUUGGAAGGUGGUCUAUACCAAGGCUGCACUGUUGCCGGAAGAAGCUGUUCCAUAUGCCCCUCGGAGCUUCACUUUUAGUCAUUUAUGAUAGAAGGUAACAUGAUAUCUUGUAUUUAUUUAUUUAUUUAUUCAUUUAUUUAAUCAGAAACCCAAGAAGCAAUAACAACAAAUCCCAGCCCAUUUGUCAGUGUUCCAACAACAACUUAAUCAACAAAGCAGUCAAUAGAUAUCAGAUAGUUUUGGGAUUACGGAAAGUCUAAAUUCAGAAGAUUUAUUUGUCAGCUUGUAUGUGACUGUGACUUUGUUUCAGACAUUGUGCAGGUAAAUGCUAAGAACAUUGAACAUUAAUACUGCAUUUACUCCUUGUGCAGCCUUGGUGGUAGGAAACUCUGCUCCCUGAAGCCUGUGGUGUGUCAAUCAGGAUAGUAAAUAACGAUGACUCAAAAUUUAUACUGAUGCCAAUACCAGAAACAUUUUUCAAUAAUUUGUGCUGCUUUCAGUGUGAUGUUUGAUCUACAUUUCUAUGUACAUAAAGCACUUACAUUUUAUUUAUUAUUAAUGUUUCAUGCAGGAGUUGUUGUGGGUGCACAACAAGUGUUGUACAAAGUUGUUUUUUUUUUUUGUUUUUUUUUUAAUCUAAACACAUCCAAUGAAUUGCUAAUAAACAGUUUUGAAUGAUGUGUCCAUUUUUCCCCCCUUCAUGUGAAAAAAGUCUUACCAAAAAAAACCCAUUAAAAAAAUCUUCAUCUUCUUCAUCUUGAGAUCCAGCCUGUUGUUCCAUAUCGCCUUCACUGCCCUGAUCUUCAGCCACUAUUCCUUCACCAGGCUAGAACUCAACUGCUUCUGGUUGCAGGAUACUUCUCUCUUCUCUGGUGCUGUAAUCUAAUGAGUGAUUGCCAAUCAUCUUGCUCCUCACUC
Synchiropus splendidus (mandarinfish) is the source of this 6920-nucleotide messenger RNA. RefSeq names its product thrombospondin, type I, domain containing 7Aa (gene thsd7aa). The record is from RefSeq and is a predicted model, not a curated record. Bases 201 to 5405 code for a protein of 1734 amino acids. NCBI's taxonomy places the organism in Eukaryota, Metazoa, Chordata, Actinopteri, Syngnathiformes, Callionymidae. The transcript has 28 exons. Gene Ontology annotation, biological process: actin cytoskeleton organization. Gene Ontology annotation, cellular component: plasma membrane.